UGUUUGUUUGCAUCCUCCCAAAAUGACAACAAUAACAUAUGCAGGAUAAGAAAAUUUUCCGAUUUUUGCUGAAAAUAAGCGUUUAGUUCCGGUAUUUUUUAAGAAAAAGAGGGUAAAAUGAGUUUUAAACAGUGUGAAAUAUGCCUGUCCGAUGGCGCCGCGCUUUAUUUAGACAUUUUCGGAGAAGUGAAUUCGACCAGGAAUAUUUCAACCAUCAUCGAAAAGCAUCUUUGGUUGGAGUUCAAACCAUCCGAUGAGCAGCAAGUAAUAUGCAACAGUUGCUGGAACUCAUUAUAUGAUUUCAACAACUUUUACGAAACGGUUAAGGAAAUCCACAGGAACAAAUAUGGAGAGCCCCCAGUAGGCAAACAGGAGGUCUUGUUUAGAGGAGACCCUUUUGGGGAUGACCAUUUCGCUGGCAGUGAGGAUGAUUCCGGUCAGAAGAAGCAAUCGGAGCAUUUGGUAGAGGUAAAGGAAGAACCUCCUGAAGAGCCUCGAAACAGCACUGUGGAAAUUCUUACCGGAGAGUUGGAAAAGAGCGAACCAGUUUUGGAAAAUUCAUCAGAAGGUGUCACAACGCGACGAUCAGUUCGACUCAAACGUAAAUGUGUCUCAAGUCCUACUGAAAUAAAGGAUGAGUUAGACACGGUAGCUGAAAGAUCUAAGCGGCUUAGAACAAGAGCGAAUUAUAAAGAUGACAUAUGUUCAGAAGAUGAUAAUGCAGGAUUUUCUGCUUCGGAUGAAUCCGAUAACGAUGAUGAAAAUUACCAAAUUCAACAUGAUUCCCCGCAAGACCUUGGAGCAAAAAGUUCUAGCGAAUCAGAAAACGAUCCCAAAACGGAUGAUUUUGAUGUACCGUCCUCGAAAGGGCGCAGAGCAAAACGGAAGAAAGACAGUAAAUUAUUCGAACACAUCGAUGAGUUCAUCUGCUACGUCUGCCCGGAGAGGGUGGAAUUUGAAAGGUUUUAUCACGCAACGAUGCACUAUAAGGAGCACCACAAGGAGCCGGCUUAUAUCAAAUGUAAGGUCUGCGACAAGCGUUGCUACACGCCGGGUAACUUUAUCAGUCACGUAGCGGUCCAUACGGAUCCCGACAAGUACAGGUGCCACAUAUGCGGCAAGCAGAAUGACCAGAGGGUUGCCCUUGCCAAGCACAUGCGAAUCCAUCGACGGGAAAUGGAGGAAAAGUUGAACAUUACCUGUAAGCUGUGUCCGCGGCGUUUCGCAACCGAGAAAAAACGAGACCGACACGAGAAGCACCACAAUCGCAAACCGAUGGAAAAACCGCCGCGAAUUGUAGGUCGCGACGAGGAAAUCCUAGAGUUUUACAAACGCAUCGUAUGUGAAAUUUGCGACCAACAGCGAAUGGUGGAUGUCCGUGUGCCGGAUGUGGAAUACGACAACAUGCAGGAUUUGAAGAAGCACAUGCGCGAGGCUCACAACGACAAGGGAUACCUGAAGUGCCAUUUAUGCGAGAAAAAGUGUAACAUUCGGUCGAUGUUGCUGAUCCACAAGGACUUCCACGUAAAUCCGGAAAACUAUAGAUGCGACAUAUGCGGUAACGUGUACCAAAAUCUUCCAAAGCACAAGGAAGGUGCCCACGCAACCCCUGGCGAGGCGUCAUUCUGCUGCGAACACUGUGGCAAGGCUUUGACUAGCGAGAAAAGUUUAAAAUCUCACAUGGAGAGGAAACAUGCCGCCAAGGAUGUAACCUGUGAUAUCUGUAAUAAGCCAUUCAGUAGAAGCACCUUGGAAAGUCACCGGAGGGUCGUUCACGAAAGUGCCUCGUACAUGUGCACGCACUGCCCUCGUAUGUUCAAGAGUAAAUUCUCGCUCAAUCGGCACCAGGAAGAGCACGAGGACAAAGUCCGCGAGCGGGUCAAAUGCCAGAUUUGUGGUGUCACGUUCAAGCACAAGUACAUCCUGACGAAGCACAUCGAUUCCGUGCAUACGACGGAGGCCCCGGUGGCUUGCGAUGUCUGUGGUAAAAAGUUCAAAUCUAAACAUCAUUUAUGGAGCCACAAAUCGGACACCUGCAACAACCGGCGAUUCGAUUGCACUAUUUGCGGGCGAGUUUUUAAGGUGAAGGUACGUCUCACGGAGCACAUGACAACCCAUACCGGGAAAAGUCUCUAUCAGUGCACGUUCUGCCCCAUGACGUUCAGCUUUCAGUCGAUACUCUACACGCACAGAAAAAAGGCCCACUACGAACAGUGGUUGGAGCUACAGGCAAAACGCGAAGAAGGUGUUAAGUUUAAAGUUCAGGAAGCUCCGGCUUAGCACUACUUUUUAUUUUGUGUAACAAAAUGGAAUUCCGGAUA
This is a messenger RNA of Aedes albopictus (Asian tiger mosquito), 2321 nucleotides long. RefSeq names its product zinc finger protein 708-like. Lineage: Eukaryota; Metazoa; Arthropoda; Insecta; Diptera; Culicidae. The record is from RefSeq and is a predicted model, not a curated record. Gene Ontology annotation, cellular component: nucleus. Bases 118 to 2280 code for a protein of 720 amino acids. The transcript is spliced from 7 exons. Gene Ontology annotation, molecular function: zinc ion binding.